Messenger RNA from Haliotis rubra (blacklip abalone), 549 nucleotides. Its product is annotated as CD82 antigen-like. Lineage: Eukaryota; Metazoa; Mollusca; Gastropoda; Lepetellida; Haliotidae. Bases 1 to 549 code for a protein of 182 amino acids. Gene Ontology annotation, cellular component: membrane. The record is from RefSeq and is a predicted model, not a curated record. The transcript has 5 exons.
AUGGCGCUGGGCUGCUGUGGGAAGACAUUCAGUUGUCUCUUCAUCUUCUUUAAUGUCGUAUUUUCGAUUAUCGGGGUAGUCACACUAGGAAUUGGAAUCUUUAUCAAGGUUCACCCUUCACCAGCACAGUUCCUAAGUCAACUUGAAGUGGAUCAAUAUGAUCAAUAUAUCGACAACAGUGCCUGGAUCUUCAUUGUCUUCGGUGCCCUGGUGUUGCUUGUCUCAUUCUGCGGCUGUGUCGGAGCUUACAAUAAGAGCAAGUGCUUGCUGGGAAUGUACAUCGCCUUCUCAGUCGUCAUCCUCCUCGGAGCACUGGCGGUCUGGAUUUCCACGAUCGUCUUCAUCGUGAAAGUGUACUCCAUUCGGGAAAGCACAGGAUCUGUUACAAAAAUCUUGCAGACCAAGUACAAGGAGGAGGCUGCGGAGUUCACAAAACCCUGGAAUUUUCUUCAGAGUCAGUUACAAUGCUGUGGCGCUUCCAACUUCACAGAUUACCACGUGGUGUUUACCGGCAAGGACCAGGUGUGUAUUAAGACAUUGAGCCAAUGA